Astyanax mexicanus (Mexican tetra) is the source of this 581-nucleotide messenger RNA. RefSeq names its product NADH:ubiquinone oxidoreductase subunit S5 (gene ndufs5). Bases 115 to 429 code for a protein of 104 amino acids. The record is from RefSeq and is a predicted model, not a curated record. Gene Ontology annotation, biological process: mitochondrial respiratory chain complex I assembly. Lineage: Eukaryota; Metazoa; Chordata; Actinopteri; Characiformes; Acestrorhamphidae. The transcript has 3 exons.
AACACAGCCAGUGACGUCAGGCCGAGUUUUGCAGCAGUGUCGCAGAUCUCGCUGUGCUGCCUGUGGACGGUAAGCGGUCAGUGGCUUUGGGAAGGUUAAAGAACAGCGGGAACUAUGCCUUUCAUUGAUCUCCAGUCGAAGUUGGGCUUCGACGUGGACCGCUGGAUGCUGAUCCAGAGUGGAAAGCAGCCUCUUAGUCGACCUGCACGCUGCCAUGCCUUUGAGAAGGAAUAUAUAGAGUGCGCACAUGGCAUUGGCCAAACCAGGGCUUUAAGGGAAUGCAAGGUGGAGAUGGAAGAUUUCUAUGAAUGCGUGCAUCGGGACAAGACGUUCCGGCGCUUGCAAGCGAUCAAGCAGCAGAGAGACAAGUUGAUCAAAGAGAACGCCUACACGCCCCCCCCACAUCACACUGGCCAUACAGAAGCUUAGGCAUGAACCCGGUAAAGAGAGUGGAGAUCUCACUCAGUCCUUUGCCAGCCACACUGCAACAUCAUCAGUGUGCUCAGUUUCUUGUGUAUUAUAAUGAUUAUUGUUUAUCAGUUUCCUUUGAAUUUAAAUAAAUAAAUACUAUUGAUCACUAA